AUGCCAAUGUUUAAUUAUCCAGAAUUUUUGAGAGAUUUGGUUGUUGAUUCAAAGUUCGAUCAUUAUGUUCGUUCUACCGUUGGUUAUCAAGAGCAAUUAAAAAAAGAUAUAUUAUUCUCAGAACUGGCAAGAUUAUUAUGUAGAAGGUCAAUCAAAUUACGAUCAUUAUCAAUUUCACCAUGUAAUAUGUUAAGUCACUUUGUAACUUUGUUGACACGUAAUGAUAAUUUAAGUCAAAUUAAAAAAUUUACGUUCGAUGGAGAUUUUAUAUAUACCACUCCCUUAUAUAAGGAUUGUGAAUUAAUAUAUGCCUUAUCACAAGUAUCACAAGACAUCACGCAUGUACGAAUUACAAAUAUUUAUAAAAGAUCAUUAGGAGAUUCUUUAGUAACUCUCUUAAAUUCACAAAAAAAUUUACGUUUAUUGGACUUGAACUGUCCUGUAAUACAAAACGUAAAAUAUUUCGAAUCCAUCUUUUCAAAAUUGAAAUCACCUCAAUCAAUAUUUAGUUUAUCGUUUGAAAAUAUUGAUUUUAGUUGCUCAGCCAAACGAUCAAUCAAUACACUAGAGAAAUCACGAAAUUUAAAGAAACUUAAAAUGAUAGAAUGUGUGAAUUGUACAUUACUGUAUGAAGUAAUGAGAUCAUGGGAGAAUUUAGUAGAAUUCACUUAUCACGCUCAUAAAUUUAAUGAUAAUUUAGAAUUUUUAUUAACCAUGAUGAGAUUGUCUUCGAAUUCUCUUAGGUAUUUGGAUAUUUUUUGGAUCAGAGAGGAUGGGAAUUUCUUAAAAGAAAAAUCUAGAAUAAUUAAUUGCAUUACUCAGUAUUGUGCUCAACUCACUUCGCUUAAAUUACGUAGUUUACAUUGUGAAGAUUUAUUUACUCUUUGGCAUAGUUGUAAGCAGUUGGAAGCAUUUAGUUUUAUUUGUUGUGAAGAUAGUGGUUGGAACGAUUGUUUAGAAGAAUUAGGAAAAUAUUUACCCCAUUCUAUCAAAAUAUUGAAAAUUGGGAAUUGGAAUGGUUUACCUUUUAACUCUGUAGCUUUGGGGUGUUUUUUGAGAGGUUGUAAAAAUAGUUUGAAUAAAUUGGAACUUUGUAGUAUUAGAAAAUUAAGUGAAAACUCCGAAUAUAUAAAUGUAUUAAACAGUAGUGGUGUUCAUUACGAAUUCUUAAAUGUCGUUUAA
This is a messenger RNA of Funneliformis geosporum, 1182 nucleotides long. The record is from the annotation of a GenBank genome assembly. NCBI's taxonomy places the organism in Eukaryota, Fungi, Glomeromycota, Glomeromycetes, Glomerales, Glomeraceae.